AUGAUAAACAAAUCCCUUGAUAAAAACCAUUGGAAAUAUAAACAUGGACAACAAAAUCCAAGCCAAAGUGAACGAAGUGCUAACGAAGCAAAUAGCAGUACACAAAGGGAUUCGCCAGGGAAUCACCUUAAGCUUCUUGCUUUUCAAUAUAAUUAUGAACGAAAUAAUCAAAAAAGUAAGAAAUCUAAGGGGCUACAAGAUGGGGAUCGAAAUAUCACAAUAUUAUGUUACGCUGAUGAUGCUGUUCUAGUCGCAAAAAAUGAGGAUGAUCUUCAAAGGCUUUUACAUGUGUUUAACUGCACAGCUAAAUCUUUCAAUAAGAUAUUAUCUACGUCCAAUACAAAGUGUAUAACCACAUCCAAAACUCCGAUAAGAUGUAAGCUAGUCAUAGACGACCAGAUAAUUCACCAAGUAAUGGAAUUCAAAUGCCUAGGAAUCGAGAUUUCAGGAUUUGAACACAUAGAAAACGAAGUAAGAGAGCAAACAACUAAAGCCUUAAGAAUAGCAGCAUGUUUGAACGAAACUAUAUGGCAAAAUAAACAUAUCGGAAUACAAGCCAAAUCGAGAUUAUACAAGGUCACGGUAAAACCCAUAAUGACCUACACUGCAGAGACACAUCCAGAAACGGCGAAAACCAAAAGAAUGAUGGAAAUAGCAGAGAUGAAAGUACUACGCAGGAUAGCCGGAAAAACCCUACUGGACAGGGAAAGUAGUGAGAAUAUCAGAAGAUUGUGCAAAAUGGGUUCUAUCAAGAAAGAAAGAAUGGAACGAGCACCUAAGUCGUAUGGAUAA
Diorhabda carinulata is the source of this 792-nucleotide messenger RNA. RefSeq lists its product as uncharacterized. The transcript has a single exon. The coding region runs from base 1 to 792 and encodes 263 amino acids. NCBI's taxonomy places the organism in Eukaryota, Metazoa, Arthropoda, Insecta, Coleoptera, Chrysomelidae. The record is from RefSeq and is a predicted model, not a curated record.